CGCUUCAGGCGUGUAUUACAGGUUGUGAGCGGUAGAGCGGCGGUAAUGUUCCGGAGACUCGUCAUCACACCGCCGAGGACUUUCUCCUCUCCUCUGCGCUCCGCUUCCACUGCUCCGGUUCUGGAUGUGUUUGGACGGAAACCGGGUGACCGGUAGCACAGAAACCAGCUCCACCUUGAUGAGCAGAACAUUCAGUCUUGACAUUCUGACUGGAUGUCCCCCCUGGAGGGUGAGUUACUCCCACAGGAACGCGGAAUCUAGCAGACGACACUUCGGAUCACUCGUCCAUCGCCGAACUCCUCCAUGUUGAACGAAGAUUUCUGCGAGGGACGCGAGAAGAACGUCUCGUUUUUCUACGAGCUCAGCAACAAGAGCCUCAGCGCGGCAUGGAAGCCGAGGGACUUCGUGGUGGUGGGACUCGGAGUCCCCGUGUGCAUCUUCAUCCUCUUCGCCAACCUGAUGGUGAUGGUGGCCAUCAUCGUGAAUCGGCGCUUCCAUUUCCCCAUCUAUUACCUGCUGGGCAACAUGGCGGCGGCGGACCUGUUCGCCGGCAUCUCCUACCUCAACCUCAUCUUCCACACGGGGCCGUGGACCAUCUUUCUCACGCAGAACGAGUGGCUCGUGCGAGGAGCGCUGAUCGAGAUGAGCCUAACCGCGUCGGUGGUCAACCUGCUGGCCGUGGCGUGGGAGAGACACCAGAGCAUCUUCACCAUGCAGCUGCACAGCACCAUGUCCAACCGGCGUGUGCUGAUGUUCAUCGUGGGUAUCUGGGUCAUGGCCAUCAUCAUGGGCCUCGUCCCGACCAUGGGCUGGAACUGCGUGUGCAAAUUUUCCUCCUGCUCCACCGUCGCGCCGCUCUACUCCCGCAGCUUCCUAGUGUUCUGGGCUGUACUCAACCUCAUCACGUUCUCCAUCAUGGUGGCCAUAUACACACGCAUCUUCAUCUACGUGCGCCGGAAGAGCCAGAGCACGCUGCCUUAUUCACUUAACGUCAGGCAGAACGACACGCUCGUCGGGCUGAUGAAAACCGUCUCCAUGAUUCUGGGUGCGUUUGUGAUCUGCUGGACCCCCGGGCUGGUCAUCCUGCUGCUGGACGGACUUGAGUGCAAGGGUUGCCAGGUGCUGAAAUACGAGAAGUACUGCCUGGUCCUGGCCGAGUGCAACUCCCUGGUGAACCCCAUCAUCUACUCGUGUCGCGACGAGGACAUGAGGAACACGUUUAAGCGUAUCCUGUGUUUCCUGUGUAGGCGGGGCGGAGAGCAGGAGGUCGAGCCGAGUCCCAUCUACUCGGACACUUUGAACUCAGACAGGCUGUUGACGGAGAACCACUCGGACCGCUACAACCACAAUCACAACCACAGAGAGCGCACGUCUUCCUGAACGUCCGUUAGUCAAAAGGACUGUAAAACUUCACACGUGCCGUUCUCCGUACGUCCCUGAACGAUACACGCGGUAAGUAAAUGUAGCAGGCGAUACGUUUUGUGCGCGUCCCGAAGCCGACGAUUGCGAUUUUUAAAAAAAUUUAUUUAUUAAGCGCACACGGUGUAUUUUUGUCGCUCGUUCCUGAUCUCCUCACAGAAAACGUCAUCACGCCAACAAACCUGAUACAGAGUCCUUUCACACGAGAACGAGCACAAUGAUAUAAACCCGUGAUUUGCCGAGCAGGCGAACCACCGUCACGGCCGUGCUGCGGUAGAUAACCAAUCGACCAAUCGGAUUUGAGAACCGACCAGCACCAUGGUAUAAACAAAUAAUUUAUAGUAGCUAUAGAGGGAAAUGUUGCCACUAAACACUUAUUUACAGUGAGGACUCCUUAAGUACCGACUGAACGAUGAUGUUCAGCGAGAUCCACCAAUAGGAGAGCUCCGUCCUGUCCUCCUGUGUAUGUAUAUAUGACUUUAAAUAAAAUUUUUUUAAAAACCGUGGGUUUGUAGCACAUGUAACGUUAAAACUUUUCACGUCCAUAUUAAGGUUUGACAUCUCGUAUACCAUCACGGUCUCUCGCCAGCCUUACAAACGCCAUUUUCGUGUCUUUCACCCUCCCCCUAACGUCUCCGGGCGCCCCGGGUCAGAAACAAAGCGCGGACCGCCGAGCGGGCCGUCUCUGUGGCUCGAGAGUGGGCGGAGUCAACUACGCGCCGCUCGAUCGGACGUCACGCUAAUCACGAGAAACUUCUGUACUGUAGUGCUGAUGAACUCCAUUUUUAUAACAAGUAGCUGGAUCUAAUUUUUGUCUUCCUUCUUGAACUGUUUUGUUGUCCCACUCUGUUUGUGUAAACUGAACAAAAAUAAAGUUUUAAUAAACAUUUCCUAGCACACUUCUAACAGAAAAAACCCCCCGCCUACGGCUGGACGUGACAAAUAUCGGGGGGCUUUUUAAAAAAAUUUUUUUUUUAUAGAGAUAUUUUUGCUAUAAAAGCGCACACCUAUCGUGCUGUAAUUAACGCGGUGACAUUUCAUUGUUUUAUAACGCACUGUCGAUUCUGUUUGAAUUAUUCAUAAAUACAGCUCACUCAAACACACUUUUGUUGUCGUCAAUCACCGAGGAGUUUUCAGGACGUGAACUCGAGGCAUCCGCUGCUGUUUUAAAUCUUUUGGCUUCAUACACAAGUUGAAAGAGAUCAGACAAUCCAUCAGCAGCGUGUCAGACGUAACACGUAAACAAACCCCCCAAAAAUGUGCUGAUCUACAUCACGGAUUAGCGUAAAAGUUUUUUUAAAUAAUAAUAAUAAUAAUUAAAUAAAUAAAUCACACACCAAAGCUCAAAAGCACACUAGAUUAUUUUAUUAGUUUUCAAUUUUCUAAUAAGGAACACUACAAUUCUCAUAUUUCCUUUGUGGUUUUUUUUUUUUUUUCCUUUCCUUUUUCUUCUUUUUUUUUCUUUUUCUCUCUUACUAGAACAGUUCUAAAGUUGAGGUAUAAAAGGAGUUCAUACCAGACUAACAAGUCUGAAAAUGGCAGGGUUUUAUAUACACAAGAGAAAUGGAGAGAACAGGGGAGAGGUAGAGAAAAGGAGGAGUGAUGACGCAAGGAAGGAAGGAAGGAAGGAAGGAAGGAAGGAAGGAUAUACUACAGUUCUAGAGGGAAAGAAAAAAAAAAUGUAUAUAGUACGUUAACAAAACCACAAAUCUGUUUCAUUUGUUUUCGGUGCAGCGAAAUGUCAUCUGGUCACAUGACCUGGUCGCGAGCUCUCUCUCUCUUUUUUUUUUUUUUUCCCUUUCCCCCGUGACCGUGUGUACGGAAACGAGGGUUCGUCUAGGAUCUCGCCAGGAACUGAAUGUGGGUCAGGCGUCUCACUUUCUGAAUCCGUGUCACGAUGCGAGUCGGGAUUAAAUAAACUGAUGACGAGGCAAUCUGUUCAAAUCAGAUUCACGCGUUAUUCUACAAAUCGGCUCGUUACGCUUAGAUUUUAAUCCAUGAAUGAUGGAUAAAAUCCAUCCAACACUCAAGAAGCACAAAAAGGCCCAGGUGUAAACAGACUGACCCCCCCCCCCUCCCCUCCCCCUCCCCUCUCCUCCCUCUCUCUCUCGCGCGCGCGCUCACUCAGGUGAGAAGCUCCAAGUAAUUCCAGCAAUGUAGCGUAACUCCAGAAAGUUUGUGGCGGUGAACAUGUCUGCUCAUGCCGCAGCCAUGACGAGGGCUUACAGCCUUCGUAAACAAUGUGAGAGUCUCAGGACUGGAAGCGUCACACACUUGGCAGCUGCACAAAAGAUUUCUUAAAAGGACCCCCCCCCC
Messenger RNA from Ictalurus punctatus (channel catfish), 3735 nucleotides. RefSeq names its product lysophosphatidic acid receptor 2a (gene lpar2a). The coding region runs from base 304 to 1380 and encodes 358 amino acids. NCBI's taxonomy places the organism in Eukaryota, Metazoa, Chordata, Actinopteri, Siluriformes, Ictaluridae. The record is from RefSeq and is a predicted model, not a curated record. Gene Ontology annotation, cellular component: membrane. Gene Ontology annotation, biological process: G protein-coupled receptor signaling pathway. Gene Ontology annotation, molecular function: lysophosphatidic acid receptor activity. The transcript has 3 exons.